Odontomachus brunneus is the source of this 6882-nucleotide messenger RNA. RefSeq lists its product as uncharacterized. Bases 598 to 3966 code for a protein of 1122 amino acids. Gene Ontology annotation, cellular component: nucleus. The record is from RefSeq and is a predicted model, not a curated record. Gene Ontology annotation, biological process: regulation of transcription by RNA polymerase II. Gene Ontology annotation, molecular function: DNA-binding transcription factor activity, RNA polymerase II-specific; sequence-specific DNA binding. Lineage: Eukaryota; Metazoa; Arthropoda; Insecta; Hymenoptera; Formicidae. The transcript is spliced from 19 exons.
CUGUAUCACACAACCAGUUAAUUUUUCGUGAUAAAGCCUGGAACAAACGAUUCGUGGCCACACAUCACUGGCGUCCUCUAGUCCGAUUAUCGCGAGUCGCGCGAGCGUCGCGAGUUUUGUUACCUCGCUGCCGGGUGUUAGCAGAUAAAACUAGCUAUGUAGUAUAUACGACAUAGUACCGCUCCGUUCUACCAUGCGUCAAUCGACGCCGGAUGGCUGGUCGUUUCUUUUUGGGACAGACAGUAGCGACGGUAGUAGGCUAAUGGUGGGGACCGUGAUAUUGGGAGACAUGUCUUCUUAUAUAUGGUGGGAACAUUCAACCUCAAUUUAUAUAUUGUACAAAAUUCUGUUUUUUACAAUAAUGAAUGUCGCGAUAGAGCAUUCCCUCUUUGAUUAUUCUCUUUUGAUAAUUCUUUGUAUGAUAAUUGAGAGUAAAUAUGGAUAAAAUAUUGUACUUAUAUGCAUUUUUGUAUUUCUUGAUGCCACUAUGUAUUCCUCAUGUUAUGUUUGGAACAAGGCUGAACUGGCUGAUUAAUCUCAUGCAUUAAUCCCUGAUGCCGGUACUGAAAAACAGGAACAACAGAAAAACAAGCCAAAAUGCCAAAAACGCGGUUGUUUGCACGUUCAAUUACAAACACUCGUCCAGUUAAUAUGACACUCAAUUUGGAGUGCAAUGAGGAACCUCUGAGUGAAGCACAACUGGUGUCAAAAACAAAACUCAAGGAUAAUAUUGAUAGGGUUGCAGCUACCUUAGAAGAGCUAGUUGCAGUACAUGGAGGUAAAUUAGUAUGUCAAGCUGGAGUUGUUAGUGGUUACCAGUAUACAUUACCCACAUCAACAACACCAGCAGUAAUUCAGAAUAAUCCUCAAAUUUUAAAUGUUACUCAAAACAAGAAUCAACCGAUCAAAUUGAAUAUUGCAAAUACAAAUCCAUCUCAAGGAAAUAUUCAAUUAGUUGUUGAUCCACGAUCAAUGGGAGUUCUUUUAGGGCCUGUCACACAAGCUCAAGGCGCACCAACUACAGCCACCGCCACAUCUUCAUCCACUACACAGACUCAACAAGAAAAUCUUAAGUAUACUAGAUCUGGACGUAAGACAAAAGUUUUUCAAGUGCAACAACCUGAAAUCAUAGAAGAGACCUCAACAAUCAAUCGCGUAAGAUCAAAGUCUGGACCAACACAUGUUGUUACACCAAGUCCUGCAGCUACUACCACCCCACAAGGUGUAACAAAUCUCAGGAUAAAGACCGUCAAUAAACAGCAAAUAAAUCAAUCAACUGUCAAACCUGCAGAGCAUACUAGUAUAGGGGGAAUAGCUGUUGGCUGCAAAACUGCAGCUUCUGAACAGAUUGAUGAGACUAAGAGGAAUCAACCUGAUGGAAGAGAAUUCACGUUUAAUAAGACAGCUGGUGGUCGAACUUAUCCUUCUCUAGUAGUGGUAGCAAGGCCAAAUUUACAUAACAAAGACAUCAGUCCACAGAUUACGCAGAAAGAAAGAUCGGAAUUAGAUGUUAAAGUUAAAAGUGUGCUUAUGUUUAACGCCACGAAAUUCGCCGAAUGGUUAAUCCAGCAAGGCCUAGUGAGAUCUGAGCAAUAUUGUACGCUACACACUGUCCAUCAGAAGCCUAAGCUAAAGCUGGGGAUGUACACUGAUCAGGGAACAUUUCCCUAUUCCGGUGGUUACGUCUGGAUAGCCAGCUGUUGUCCAGAUAGAUACGUUUCCGUUUUCUCUGGUUCUAUCUUUCAAGGGGCUCCAUACACACCUACAGUCCUGUUGAAGCUAAUUUAUCAUUGGGCGUGUCAGACCAAUGUACAAAAUGUGAUCUCUUGGGUGAAAGUUACAAACUUAUAUUUAAAAAAUUUUUAUACUAAUAUACGCAGCAUCUGUACAGUGGCGAUUUGGGACAAGAGUCGUAAGAUGGGAGGCAGAAACUCCGUGAUACAAGUUGGUGUAAUCAGUUUAGGCACCACAUCGCAGGAUGGGCAUAUGCGACAGGUAAAAGUGGAGGUUCUUGGUGUCUUGGAUCCUUCUACAUCAGACUUACGUUUGCGCGCUUGUGAGCCAAUGCAUGAUGGAGAGAGAUCGUAUAAACGUCGAUUUAAUAAUAUCUUAAAUCCGCUGAAAGAAUGGGUUCACACAGACUCUCAGAUCAUGACAGAUUUCACCGUGGACAAAAGUACCUUAUUAGACAUGGGUUACAGAAACGUUAUACAAUCUGCAUUUUCCGAGCAAAAUCCAAGAAAUCUCAUGAGCAAUUACUAUAUCAUGGAAUACCUUAGAAGAAUUGUACCCAGAAUGUUCCAGAAUACGCUUAGUUUACUCAGUAGACAAAUGAUUCAGCAAUUUCUAGACGAAUUAGUAUGGAGGGAAAUGUAUGGCGCUACACCGGCACGUGCAUUUAACAACAUUAUCGUGCAUAUCUCCGAGCAAACUAAACUUGAUAUCAACGAGUCCUUGUUAGAUCGACUGGCCAAGGUAGCCGCUAAUCCAUUUUUUAAUUGGUCUUACACAAGUCCACGAUCUACUACGCCGACGUUGCCGAACGAUUCAGUUCCAACAUAUAGCGAUGUAACCGAUGUAGCUGAUGCAUCUCAGGAUACGAAUUCCCCCGAAAUGGUACUGUUGAAACCCGUUUUAAAACGAGGAAGAAAACGCAUUCAUCCUAUAACAAGUUUAGAACCCGAGCCGAAAAGGACUAUGACCGAACCCAAGAAUAAUAAAGAAAAGGAGAAAGAGAAUAAAGGCGAGAAGGAACCGAAAGAACAAAUUCAGCUUCAAGAAUUAUAUUACGCUACAAUGGAAGGUGACAAAGAAUUAAUUUUGAAGGAGAACAAGUCUUUGUUGCAUUUCAAGUGUUUCCUGUGCACGGCGGUAAUGAACUCUAACACAGAAGUGAUGGAGCACAUGAUUUGUCAUGUACCUCCCAAAGUGCCCGGUCAAUCGGAAUUGUCGGUUUGUCGUUACUGUUGCACCGCUCUUUCGUCGCAACACCAGAUGCUUACUCACGUGUUGGAAACGCACAGCAAUUUCGGUCAUUCUGACGGCGUCAUGGUGGUUUGUGCCAUUUGUGAGGAAAAAUUCGGAAAAUGUAAGUCGUUAAUCGACCACUUGUCCUCAAUGCAUUAUCCUUCCGAAAUGCCCUAUCGAUGCGAAAGUUGCGGUUAUCGGACGUCGAGUCAUAAGGACGUUAUAGAUCAUUAUUACAAAGUCCACGAGAAAGGCGAAGGAUUGCAAUGUCCUUACUGUCUAAAGGUAAUACAAUUUGCGAGCGAGGGCAACCCGAGUGUAUCCAGCGUUUACGCUUAUUUAUCGCACAUGCAAAGACAUAUUGUAAGAAGGGAUCAAGGAAGAGGUAACAAAUGUUCCAGAUGUUGCCUUUGGUUUAACCAAAAGAGCUUGUUAACGAUGCAUCAAAGAGAGUUACACGACUGUGUAUCUAAUUCAAAAGUGAUACCGUACACGGCUGGCAGCAGUGGAAUAAUGAUUUUGAAAGAGCGACCGGAGGCGAAACGAUUUGACGUAGGUAGCCCACUUCCGGAGUUACCGCCUGAUGAAAAGAUACAAAGAUGGAAUACUGGACCAAUUACAGUAAACACAUCUGUCAGUCAUUUACCUUGUCAGGAAUGUGAAGAGGACAUCGACGAGGAAGAUCAUUACCCAGGCGAACAGCAAUGUUCACAAUGUCGUUACGUCACCUGUUGUUGGCGCGCUUUCAAGGAACAUCAACAGCAAAUUCACAACGAAAGACCAAAGACCAGUUUGGUCGUGCCGUCUCCUCUGAUCAACAUACCGCUAGGAAAGAAAUUGCAGUGUCCGUGUGGUUACACAUCGACUGACGGCAAUCAAUUAGCAACACAUUUGAUAAAAUGUAAUAGGAUAUCGGCAUAUCCGGUGGAAGACUCAACAUCCUCUGGUAUGCUAGAUAGUUUAGGAUUAGUUCCGAAAACAGCUCCUGAAGUGUGUUAAACAUCUUUAACUAUAGUAACUUUUUACUUCUUCAAUCGUUUAACUCUUGCGUUCUUUAAAUUAAUUAUAGAAAGCUGACAUACGAGACAUCUAAUUCAUACAAUUAGAUUUAACAUGUAAUUUAAUUGUGAAGUGGUAUAUAGACAAAUGUGAAACUGCUAAAAAAGAGAGAGAUAUAUAUACACACACACACACACACACACACAUACAUAUGACUUGUUUUUAGACUGAAAUAUAGAAGUAUAUGUAUUCAUCUUUUUCAAAAGCAGUUUUCCAGCUUUGUAAAGUUAAAUUGAUUAAACAGAUUACAUUAAAAUUCUAUUUAAACAUAAAUUGCUUCUUUCCGAACAAAAUCCAAAAUUUUUUCUUGUUAUUUAAUAUCUAAUUCGUUAUAUCGUUGAGGUUUAAUUAUUAUGUGUUGCGUAUUAAAUUUAAAUGUUUCUUGGAACUCAUCAGUGAAAACCAUUAAUCACAUCAGAAUAAAUAUAAUCUUUUAAUCUAAUUAUUAAUCUAAUUUCUUAUAUCGUGGUGUAUGGAACAUAAUAAAAUUGGGAUAAUGUAAUCGGAAAGAGAUAGCUUCCUAUGAAGAAUAAGCUUUGUGUUAUUAAUUUCUUAAUUAAUAAUUUAUUAAAACUUUUGAGUAUUCUUGCGCGGAAUUUUUGAUUGACGACGUCAGAAACGAAAAAACUCAAAAAUUCUUACAUGUCAUAAUCACUUAAGUAUACUUAAAAAUGUACUAUAAAAAAUUAUCUUUAUCUUUUGAUAGUUAAUAAAUAGCCGUAAAAUUAAUGAGAUAAGUAAUUUUCUUUUCUAACCUAUCUUUCUUCACGAUUUUGUUACAUUCAUUUUAUGGCUAUUUAUUGACUAUCAAAAGAAAAGGAUAGUUUUUGGAACAUUUUACAAGCUCAAGCAAUCUGAAGUGUUCUUUCAUAUAAAUAUCUUUUUAUUUUUAAAUGCAAAGAAUUUUCAGUAUCUCGCUCUUCUGAUGUUACAAUUCAACAUGGUAUUCGCGCGGCGAAUACUCAGAAGCUUUAAAAACAAAUAGAAACUUGGAAAAUUUUAGGAAAAAUUAUUAGGAAGAUUUAUUUUCACAUAAAAAACUGUUUUCGUUUGCACAACUGUCAAUUUUAUAACUUAUAUAUAAAAAAAGGCGUGUUUAAAGCAAAAUACAACUAGGUAAGAGGCAUAAAUAAUUAUUCAUUAUUUUGUAUAUUAAUGUUCUAAGAAAAAAAAUGUAUAUUAUGGCAUUAAGAAAUUUGAAUUCAUUUUGCACAUAAGAAUCAUCAUGUAUAAAGCAAAGUGUUCUUUAUGUUAUGUAAUUAGCAGUAAAACUAAUGUUGUAUUUUAUAUGCACUUGAUGUCAAAAAUAACUACAUAGUAAUAUGAAUUAGUCUAUCUUGUGAUUACAUUAUGUGUGCAUAAGGGUAUUAUAUUAAACAAAAGUGCUUGCAUACUCCGUGUUUUAUUUUCAACCAUCACCUAGAAUUCAAUGUUUAAUCAGAUAAUGGUCAAAGUAAACAUUUCUGGUAAACAAAGGAGUAACAAUAUGAAGGGUUUUAUUAAAUGUUUAUUUAGCAAUUAUAUACGUCUUCAUGUAUGAAUAAGAAACGUAGCAUACAUAUCCAUUUUUCAUAUGUGGUCAGAGGUACGAAUAUAUAAUACUAACUGACGGGAUAAAACGCACGGAAUUAUUUAUCAAUUUAAAAACUUGAGGCAAGUUGAUAAUUAUUUGCGUGUGAAGUUAACAUACAAUAGUCCGUCACUCUGUACUUAUCUUUACCUAUUUACUAAUAAGCUAUUAACACAUUUUUUUUGUUUCUUUCCGACAUUUUUUCACUUUUUUUUUGCAUUUUUAUAUUUUUCAUGUUGUCUGUUAUCAAGUCAACACUAAAGAACUCAUUUAUUAGCAAGAUCUCUCCAAUGUUAACUGAUUGGGGAUUACCUAAUAUACUAUCACUUAUAUCUAAAGAAUCUACCAUUAACAAAAAAGUUAAUAAGACGAUAACGAUAAUAAAAGGAUUAUAACGAUAAAUAAGUUUUAUAAUAAUCUAGUACCUUCCAAUUAUUAAUUGCUAAGAUAUUUGCACAAAAUAUAUCGUUUUGAAUAUCCGGCAAUGAUAUGAAGUGAUAUUUGUGACGUUUUUAGUUUGAUCUUGCGGCUCUAUUGAUUUUAAUGGACAGAAUCUUAUUUCUGUCCGAUGGUUUUGCAUCUUUGCUUGGUCUUUUUAAUCCGCGGGAUACAUCACUAUUUGCGCAACUAUAAAGAAAGAAUAAUUACAUCGUUUUCACGAAGUAUGUAUAUGUCAACUGAUAUGUCACAAUGCAAUCUUUAAUGGAAGGCUGGAAAGCGAUUGAAUUCACUGGGUGAAUUUUACCGAUAUUCGCACAACAGACAUUAAAUGUAAUCAUAUAGUAUACAUGUUGAUAAUACUUACAAAUAAUAUAAGAAAAUGUACUACAUUACUAAUAAUAAUAUUAAUAAUAAUAAUAAUAAUAAUAAUACGGUGAUACCCAAUCUGCCACAAUUAACAUUGAGAUUUGUCGAUAAUAAAUUUUCUCUAAAAUUUGACGGCUUGUCACUAAAUACAGUUCUUAGUGCACAGUAACAAAUUCCGUCAAAUUCCUUCACGUGGGAAGCUUUGUCAGCAGCUUAUAUGCUCUUACAAGAGUUAUUAACAUUGUGCUCAAGAGAAUGAAUCGAUAUACCCAUCGAAAGCCUUUUAUGUACGCGUUCUCUACGUAUUCGCGACUAUAUUUUUGUUCCGUUAAGCCUCUGAAAUUUAACGCCAAGGUGUUACCCGGUGUGAUCGACUGACAUGAGUCCUUUUUCACGCAUAGAGUUCCUCUACAUUUCUUCUCGUAAAAAAUCGUAACAAAAAUAGAAAAAGCCCCUUUUAUCUCUGAUAAAAAAAAAAA